AUGAUCACUAAAACUAAAAGAUAUAAAAAGUAUGGGCCUGAGCAAAUCGCACGCUUUAUAAACAUACUACAGGAAACAGGGGAAACUAUACCAAAAGCAGCUGAAGCUUGUGGCAUACCUACCAGCAAUGCUUAUAGACUUCUAAAACAGUUUAAUGACAGUAACGGAACCAUUCUUACAGGUAGUACAUCUACACAAAAAGGAAAAGCGAAACCAAAAAAGCUAUUUCCUGUCCAUACCGCCUUUUUGAUCCAG
Molecule: messenger RNA, 255 nt
Organism: Gilbertella persicaria
Lineage: Eukaryota; Fungi; Mucoromycota; Mucoromycetes; Mucorales; Choanephoraceae
Exons: 1
Source: RefSeq, a predicted model, not a curated record